GUUGGGGCUGUCAGACUAGGGGGCAAACUGAGCUGAGUGCCGAGGAAGGUGACUAGAGUUCAAAGGUCAUAGGUCAGUGUAGCGAUUUGUGGUGGGACGGUCGAAAGUCGGCGGGGUCCUGAGUCUAGAGACCGGUAGGGACUGAAUACUCAGGAUACAAAUUUGGGGGAAGGGGGAUUGGAGGGAGGAGAAGCGAGAGCGGAGGGGGCGCCUGGUACCGGAGGAGGCGGGAGAAUUAGGAGAGAAGACAGAAGGGAGAAGGAAGCCCCUUGAUAGUCAUUCCUAGACCCCGGCCCCGUCACUAUUGAGCACUUAGCCGGGCCUCCCUUAGUUGCAACCCCAGCCGUCGGCAGGGUCAGGAGAUGGCUUCUCCCUCUAGACAGGCCCCCCUCGGGGGGUCAGGACUGCUUCAAGGGAGCCGGGCUCGAUCUUACGGAAGCCUGGUGCAGUCAGCUUGCUCUCCGGUGAGGGAGAGACGCCUGGAGCAUCAGUUGGCCCCCGGAGACACCCUGGCUGGACUAGCACUCAAAUACGGGGUGACGAUGGAACAGAUUAAGCGUGCAAACCGCCUUUAUACUAAUGACUCCAUCUUCCUGAAGAAAACCCUCUACAUCCCCAUCCUGACAGAGCCCAGAGACCUCUUCAAUGGCUUGGAUUCUGAGGAGGAGAAAGAUGGAGAGGAAGAAGUACAGUCAAGCAAGAAUGAAGGUCAGCCGCACUCCGCUGACAGGAAGAAACAAGAGACAGGUUCAGGACGUGCGAAUGGCGAAGUUCUUCCCACGCCUGCCCGGGAACCCCCCACUCCCAUCCAUGACCUCUCUGCCUCUGAUUUCCUUAAGAAGCUUGAUUCUCAGAUCAGCCUGUCCAAGAAAGCUGCUGCCCGGAAGCUGAAAAGAGGGGAAAGCGGGCUUCCUGGGGAGGAGUCAGGCCCUCACCUGAGCUCCCCUCGGAUGCAGCAGCGAGCAGUCCUAGGUCCAGUACCGCUGACCCGGACCUCUCGGACCCGGACACUUCGGGACCAGGAGGAUGAAAUCUUCAAACUCUGAUGUGCCCGGAAAUGAUUGAGAGAAGCAAGAUGUUGAAGUAGCAACUCGAGGGGGAGAGGAGCCUGAGGUGAGGCUCUAGAACACGGCUUCCCAGCCCACCUCCCUCCCUCCCGCCUUCAUUCCAGCCUUCUUGUCGAUCUCGAGUUCCUUGGCCUGGGGCAGCUUUAUUGGCAAGAGUAGAGGAUGGGGGGCAGACCCCUCCUCAGUUCCGGGGCUGAAUCUAGAGCUGUCCUUUAGGUUCAAAAGGCUCUUUUUACCUCCCUGUUGCCUUUCCCAUCCCCUUUACCUUUCCUUGGCCUUAGAACAGGGAGGCAAGGACUCCGCCAGCCUCUUUCCGUCUCCAACUACGUUCCCUAAUUUAUUUGGUGCUAUAUUGAAGUAGUAUUUAUUUGCUGUAUCUUACCGUUUUCCCUCUUGUAACUGAAAAAUGGGAUUUCUAUAGCUCUGGGGUGAAGGGGACCCAGGAAUAGCAAGCCAGUGGCUGCUGGCUGCCCACCCUCCCUAACCCCACCUUCUUAACCAAGCAGGUCACUGAGGACAGGGCAGUCUGUGAUCGAGCCCCUCUGCAGGGACCGUGCUGGGGCUUUCCCCCAGGCUCGUUGCAAAGAAUUUGGGCUCAGUCUUAACUAACGAGUCCACUGUAACUUUUUCACAACUCUUGCUCUGAGAAAAAAAACAGCAAGGUAGGGGACCAGAACUCUCCACGCCACCAGUUCACCCUCCUGACCCGCUCCUCUGUUCAUUCAGCCUGUGUGAGGCGAAGGAGUUUGAAGAGGAGGACAGUUGGGGGAGACCUUUGGGUGUGGGAGUUGCCUUGUUCUGCUCCCUCCCCACCAGAACCUGUUGAUCUAUGCCUUGCCCUUCACUGUGUAUUUAUUGGCCAUCCGUAGCACUGACCCACGGUCCCGUGUGUUUUUGAGUUUCUUAAGCAGAAGUAGGCAAGGGAACCCCAGUGCUGCUGGCACGAUGCCUCAGUCUCCUGUAUGGAAAUGGUGAGAGGCAAGGUGAGCGGUGUUUUUGUCUCUCUCCUUUGUGACGGUUGUCAGGUGUAAGAAGCUGGAGCGAUUAAACACUGAGCCCUGU
Molecule: messenger RNA, 2129 nt
Organism: Hyaena hyaena (striped hyena)
Lineage: Eukaryota; Metazoa; Chordata; Mammalia; Carnivora; Hyaenidae
Gene: LYSMD1
Product: LysM domain containing 1
Exons: 3
Coding region: 363-1046 (227 amino acids)
Source: RefSeq, a predicted model, not a curated record